Messenger RNA from Helianthus annuus (common sunflower), 768 nucleotides. Its product is annotated as transposon Tf2-1 polyprotein. Bases 1 to 768 code for a protein of 255 amino acids. The record is from RefSeq and is a predicted model, not a curated record. Gene Ontology annotation, molecular function: nucleic acid binding. Lineage: Eukaryota; Viridiplantae; Streptophyta; Magnoliopsida; Asterales; Asteraceae. The transcript has a single exon.
AUGGAUUUUGGGGGAAGCUGGGAUGAUCAUCUACCCUUGGUAGAAUUUUCAUAUAAUAAUAGCUAUCAUAGUGGUGUACAAAUGACCCCUUAUGAAAUGCUAUACAGAAGGAAAUGUCGGACUCCCAUAUGUUGGGAAGAUGUGGGACAAAGAGAAAUUGCACCCAGCGACGUAGUAGCCAUAACUAACGAGAAGAUUGAUCUUAUACGGGCUAGAUUAAAGGCGGCACAGGAUCGACAAGCAGCAUAUGCAAAUCACAGAAGACGCCCUCUUGAAUUCCAAGUUGGGGAUUAUAUGUAUUUGAAAGUAUCCCCAUGGAAGGGCGUAAUACGUUUUCAAAAGCGAGGGAAAUUGGGUCCGCGAUACAUAGGACCUUUUAAGGUUCUAGCACGAGUUGGAAGGGUAGCAUAUCAAUUGGAUUUACCGUCAGCUUUAGAAGGGAUUCAUAAUACGUUCCAUGUAUCUCAACUAAGGAAAUGUCUAUCGGAUGAAACUGCUUACGUAUCUCACGAUGAUACUGAAUUAGAUGAACGUAUGAAUUACGUUGAAAGACCAAUAGCUAUUAAGGAUUCCAAGACAACGCAUCUUCGAAACAAGACCAUUAGACAAGUUUUAGUCCAAUGGCAACACAGAAAGGGUUCGGAGCUAACUUGGGAAUCGGAAGAAGAUAUGCGGAAAGACUAUCCAGCACUAUUUGGUACGUAUUUAAGUUUCGGGGACGAAACUUCUUUUAAGGGGGGUAGAUUUGUAACACCCCAAAAAUGGUAA